AGGUAUGAAUGUGAGUGUGAAUGGUUGUUUGUCUAUAUGUGCCCUGUGAUUGGCUGGCGACCAGUCCAGGGUGGACCCCGCCUCUCGCCCAAGAUGAUAGAUGAUAGAUGAUUGUUGUUUGAAAGGUUUGCCAAAUUGUUUCUUUAGCUUGUGACUUGUAUGUACUAUUAUUAAACCCUAGAGGGCGGUGCAGCUCUAUCUCAUUGCACUUUUCCAUUGGAUGCAUUCAUGUUCUACACUGCUUUUUCUGUGCAAGAAUAGAGGCCCAGACAGCUCUCCAUUUUAUUAAUCAUUUAACCCACCAUGAGUGCAAACUUUAGCUGUCCAUGAAGGCCCUUUUUGGUGUGAUGCACCAGUGCUUGCUACUAUACAACUAUACUGUAUAUAUUGUUCAUUUUCAUUGAUUUUGCAACCUUGUCUUAUUUCUUCCCGUUAUGUUUACGCCUUCCUGCAGCUCCGAGAAGCUGACAACCUCAACACCAGAGUACAUCCACUCAGACACACCCAAACACAACUUUAUGACUUGGCUGGCAGGCUUGACAGUGAUCUCGCUGCACAUGUGUGAAGGAGCGUCUUCAGUUUCUCCCUCUGCGUCUACACACACACGAGUGAAAGGUUAUUUUGGGUCUUGUGUAGACCACUGUCACCCUGUGCACCCUGCAGGGGAAAUAAUAGGUGGAGUCAAGCAAGCUUUCACCCGGCAGUUCCGUAUCUGUGAUACUAUCCCUGCAAACUACAGCUUUCCUCCCGCAUUACUUGCUUCUUCAUUUGGUUCCAAAAAAAAAAAAAGAUGGACAGUCCUUUGCGGGUUUUGACUGUCCCUACAUCCCCUUACCCCGAUCAGAGACCCGGUACCAACGGCCUGAGAAGAAAAGUGCGUGUCUUCCAAACAAGGAGGAACUAUCUGCACAACUUCAUCCAGAGUAUCUUCUCCUCCAUCGACCUCCGUGACCGCCAGGGUUCCACAGUGGUGGUGGGGGGAGAUGGACGCUUCUUUAACCAAACAGCUAUUGAGGUCGUUGUGCAGAUGGCAGCUGCCAAUGGGGUGGGUCGUCUCAUCGUUGGACACCAUGGGUUGAUGUCCACUCCGGCCAGCUCCUGUGUAAUCAGGAAAUCCAAAGCAAUUGGUGGCAUCAUCCUCACUGCCAGUCGUCACCCUGCAGGGCCUGAUGGAGACUUUGGCAUGAAGUUUAACUCUGCAAAUGGAGGACCAGCCAACGAUGCUGUCACAAACAAGAUCUACCAGAUCAGCAGAACCAUUGAGGAAUUCGCCAUCUGCCCAGGACUCAGACUGGAUCUAACUACGCUUGGUAAACAGACAUUUGAUCUGGAGAACAAGUUCAAACCUUUCACAGUGGAAAUCGUGGACUCUGUCGAGCCCUACGCAAACCUGAUGAGAAACAUCUUUGACUUUGCUGCCCUGAAAGAGCUAUUAUCAGGCGAGAAUCACAUCAAGAUAAGAUUGGAUGCAAUGCAUGGAGUACUAGGCCCUUAUGUGAAGAGAAUACUGUGUGAGGAGCUGGGCUGUCCUGCCAAUUCUGCCAUUAACUGUGUCCCGAUGGAGAACUUUGGAGGUCAACACCCCGAUCCGAACCUCCUCUACGCUGCAGAUUUGAUUGACAGCAUGAGGGAUGGAGAGUGUGACUUCGGUGCAGCUUUUGAUGGUGAUGGGGAUCGUAACAUUAUCCUCGGGAGGCACGGUGUCUUCGUCACCCCGUCUGACUCUGUGGCUGUGAUUGCUGACAACAUCUUCUGCAUCCCGUACUUUCAGCACAGCGGGGUGAGGGGCUUCGCUCGCAGCAUGCCCACAAGUGCAGCCUUAGACAGAGUAGCCAAGGCAACCAAAAUAGAGCUAUAUGAAACUCCCCCUGGGUGGAAGUUCUUUGGAAACCUAAUGGAUGCGGGUCGGCUCUCUUUGUGUGGAGAGGAAAGCUUUGGGACAAGUGCGGACCAUCUUCGUGAGAGGGAUGGGCUUUGGGCUGUGCUCGCGUGGCUGUCCAUCCUGGCCUCCAGGAGACAAAGUGUGGAGGAUAUACUUAAGGACCACUGGCUCAAAUAUGGGAGAAAUUAUUUUACCAGAUAUGACUAUGACAACAUAGACAUUGAUACAGCCUGUGAAAUGAUGGAGGAUCUGGAGCUCCUGAUUGCUGACAAGUCCUUUGCGAAGCAGAGAUUUGCAGUGGAAGAUAAAAUUUACAAAGUUGAAAAAGCAGACAAUUUUGAAUACACAGACCCAGUUGACAGCACCAUCUCCCGGAACCAGGGUCUACGGAUUAUUUUCUCUGAUGGUUCUCGGAUCAUCUACAUACUCAGCGGAACAUGUAGUGAUGGGGCCACAGUUCGGAUCUACCUUGACAGCUAUGAGAAAGAACACAUUUUUCAAGAUGCACAGGUGGUGCUGGCACCGUUGGCAACAAUUGCAGUCAAGAUAUCCCAGCUCCAUCUCAGGACCGGUCGAAACGGUCCAUCUGUUAUUACAUGACUUAACCCGGCAGCGAGAUAUACGUAUAUUACAAUAUUGUAAAAUGCAAUUUCAUAUCCAGAUGUGGCAACAAACAAGCAGUAGGAGGAACUUUGUGCGGUAAUAUAAUAAUUUCA
Doryrhamphus excisus (bluestripe pipefish) is the source of this 2598-nucleotide messenger RNA. Its product is annotated as phosphoglucomutase-1-like. Gene Ontology annotation, molecular function: phosphoglucomutase activity. Gene Ontology annotation, cellular component: cytosol. The record is from RefSeq and is a predicted model, not a curated record. Gene Ontology annotation, biological process: carbohydrate metabolic process. Lineage: Eukaryota; Metazoa; Chordata; Actinopteri; Syngnathiformes; Syngnathidae.